AUGGAAAGAGUGUGGCAGAAGCUUAAAGUAGUCAAGCAAGAACUGAAGAAGAUGCAUACAGAGGAGUUCAAAAAGGUUAGAGAGACAGUUCAAACAAUUAGAAGGCAGCUUCAGGAGACACAAGAGAAAAUGCAGGAUCCAAAUCAUCAAACAGAUUUAUUUGAUAUUGAGAAGAAGCUAAGAGGUAACCUGGAGAAAUGGGGAAUGAUAAAGGAGGGCAUUAUGAGACAGAAAUCAAGAACAAAAUGGUUGAAGCUUGGGGAUUCUAAUAGUGCAUAUUUCUAUACUUGUAUGAAGAAUAAAACCUCUAUGAAUAAUAUCAAAGCCCUUGUGAAUCAGGAUGGUAAGCUGUUGCAGAAUGAUCAAGAGGUGAAGGAGGAAGUUGUGGGAUUCUAUAAAAAACUACUAGGGAAUGCUGCUGAACAAAUGCCAAUGAUCAAUCCAACAAUAAUGAUAAAUGGAACAAUACUAACAAGAGAUAAACAAUUGAAGCUAAUAGAGCCAAUUACCACAGAUGAGAUCUGUAAUGCAAUGAAGAAUAUUGAUGACAACAAAGCCCCAGGAUGUGAUGGUUUCAAUGCUUGUUUCUUUAAGAAAGUAAUUAUAAAGGUGCUCACUACAAGGUUGCAGAUGGUUAUGGACAGCCUCAUUGAUGUAAGUCAGGCUGCAUUGUACCAGGGCUAUGGAAGGAAGGGCAUUACUCCAAGAUGUAUGAUCACGCUAGAUAAGCAAAAGUCUUAUGAUUUAUUGGAGUGGGGUUUCAUAAAGCAGAUCUUGAUAACAAUGAAUUUCCCUGCCAGAUUUUUGCAGUGGAUCAUGAAAUAUCUUUCUACUGUCUCAUAUUCUAUCCAGAUAAACGCUAGGCCUACUUGUCCUUUCCCAGCAAGAAAAGGGCUAAGACAAGGGGAUCCACUAUCUCCGUUCUUGUCUGUCUUAGCUAUGGAUUAUCUAAGUAGGCUACUCAGAACUUUGAAGAAUCAGCCAGAUUUUAAUUACCAUCCAAGAUGUGAGAAGCUGCAAAUUAUUCAGUUGGGGUUUGCUGAUGAUCUGUUGUUAUUCUGCAGGGGUGAUUGUUAG
This is a messenger RNA of Nicotiana attenuata, 1077 nucleotides long. RefSeq lists its product as uncharacterized. The transcript is spliced from 3 exons. Lineage: Eukaryota; Viridiplantae; Streptophyta; Magnoliopsida; Solanales; Solanaceae. The coding region runs from base 1 to 1077 and encodes 358 amino acids. The record is from RefSeq and is a predicted model, not a curated record.